CACCUGGCUGACAAACAGCUGACUGUGUGGGGAGAUCAAGUAUGAUGAGGUAAAGGGGAGUCAGUGAGAUCAUGGAAGGCCUUCCACCCCUAUUAGGGAACUGGGAUUUUUUUUUUCCUGUAAGGCUGUACUUAGGAUGGUGGUAUUCAAUUAUCAGGCAUUCUUCCAGGUAAUUCAAAAUAUAUUGAAAUACUUGGCAUGAUUAAAACAAAACUUCCAGUGGACUUGGCAGGGUAGAUGUUAUUGGUUAGCUUUCAUGAGAAUGGGAUCAGUAGGUUUGUACUGGGUUGAGGAAUGAAUGAGCAGAAAGGAAGUGAGAACAGUGAAUACAGACUAUAUUUUAGAAAUGUCUGAGGGGCACCUGGGUCAGUCAGUUAAGCAUCUCAGGGUUUGUGAGUUUGAGCCCUGCUUCGGGCUCUGUGCUGACACCUCAGGGCCUGGACUCUGCUUCAGAUUCUGUGUCUCCCUCUCUCUCUGCCCCUCCCCUGCUCAUGCGAUCUCUUUCUCUCUCUCUCUCAAAAAUAAACAUUAAAAAAAAAUUUUUUUUAAGUCUGAGAAAGUAGAAAGGAGGAAGCAGAGUCAGGUUAGUUUCUGCCCCCACUUCCCAAAUAAAAAAGGGAUAAGGAAUAAAUACAGGGGGAGACUUUUAAAAUAAAAGAGAUUGGCUGCUACUUUUGGAGAGAGUAAAGAUGGGAUUCAUGGCUUGGGCACAGGGGUAGGUUGUUACACCCUCAUUGUUAUCCCAUGAGAUUACAAGGAGGAAAGUGAAAGUACAUAUAGAGAAAUUUGUAGGAAUGCAAUGCUGAGGACCUCCAUUUUCUUCUUUGAGUUUCCCAGCUAGGUGUUUGCCUUAUUGUAAGAUUAAGUCUAUAUUUUUUAAUGCCAGUCUGUUAGCUGGAUCUUUGUCCAGUUCUGUUAACUGCCUCCAGUAACAUGGGUAUCCUGGUCCUUCUGGAAUUGGAAGCAGCAUCCUUUCUGUUGACCAAGCCCUCUCAUCUCCCAGGCUGCUCUUCCCUUAACCACUAUUGUGAACUCUUCCCUUUCCAAUGGCGUCGUGAAGUUGUUUGAGAAUUGAUCAGAUCAUAGCUCCACAGUGAUCGAGUCUGGUCACUUUGCCCUCACUGCUAUAGUGUUCUCAGUGGGUAAUUCAUAGUUAGAAGUAGUAAAUCUUUCAUUGUUACCAAAUGUGCAAUUUGGAGGACAGACGUGUAUCAUGUAGGAUUAAAGGCUCUUGGUUGCAUGGACUAAACCAAAAAAAAUUUUCUAUGAGCAAAAUCAUCUUGGCAAAUGAGUUAUAGCAACCCCAGUCUGAUCUAAACUAGGAGGCCAUACGAUACUGCUUUCAGGUCCGUUCAGUGAUUUUCAGGAAGGGAAUAGGGUACCUACUCAGAGUUUCCUAGAGGUAAAGCACAUGUGUACUUUGAACAAGUAUAUUCUUUUUUUUUUUUUUCCAAGUUUGUUUAUUUUUGAAAGAGAGCACAAGUGUGGGAGGGGCAGAGAAAGAGGGAGACACAGAAUGUGAAGCAGGCUCCAGGCUCUGAGUUGAGCCCGAUGCAGGGCUCGAACCCACGAGCUGUGAGAUCAUGAUGUGAGCCGAAGUCGGACACUUAACUGACUGAGCCACCCAAGCACCACUGAACAAGUAUGUUCUUUUUUUUUUUUUUUUAAUUUUUUUAAUGUUUGUUUAUUUUUGAGAGAGAGGGAGAGAGAAACAGCGCGCGAGUGGGGGAAAGGGCAAGGAGAGAGGGAGACACACAGAAUCCGAGCAGGCUCCAGGCUCCGAGCUGUCAGUACAAAGCCCAGUGCAGGGCUCAAACCCUUGAACUGUGAGAUCAUGACCUGAGCCAAAGUCAGACGCUCAACGGACUGAGCCACCCAGGCGCCCCUGAACAAGUAUAUUCUUAAAUUAACACUGAUUAGAUUCGCUUUUGGUCCAUUUUUUAAAAAAAUUUCAAGUUUUAAAUAGCAUUUUAAGAAACCAUAAGGUUUUUAUACUUGUCAAAAAAGAGUCAUGGAUUUAAACACACGUGCAUGCACAGGAAAAAAGCCAAGAAACACAGGUCGACUUAAAAGAACCUCAACUCAUUGGAAUCUAUCAGUUGCUUAGGAUCUUUUCCAAAUAUUUUUCUGUCUUUGUUUCCAUUUAACAAGAUUACAUUUAAAGCUUGCUGUGACUCAAGUUUUUCAGUGUUGUACUGGCUUAAAUUUUAGGUUCUGUUAAAAAGGAUUGUUUUAGGCAACUCUGUUUCAGGAGUCGGAGUUGGGGAGAAACUGUAUAUUCUUACCCAACAGCUGGCAAAUGGCCGCAAUUCUGAUGAGUGGUUGAGGACCUAGAUUAAACCCUGGGGAGUGGGGUGGAAUCAGAACCUGCAGACUCUCUAGAAUUUAAUGAGUUUCUACUACAUGGUAGGUCCUGUUCUAAGCACUUUACAAGUAUGUAACUCUCACAGCAACCCAAUCAGUUAAGUGCCAUUAUUUGCUCCAUUUUACAGAUGAAGGAACCAAGGCAUCAGCAAUUACAUAACUUGCUACACGUUCCAAGAUCGUAAACCCUAGAACCCUAAUUUAAACGUACACAGUCUGGCUCUAAAGCCAGUACUCUUACCCUCUACAUACUCUUGUCUCUCAGAGGGAUGACCGCCUCUCUCCUCCCUGGAAGAUUCUUAGGAGAGUUGAUCCAGCCCCAAAGCAAACCCAUGUCCUGUUUCUUUGAAAGAAACUAUUCUGAGUGGGGCAGUGUGUUCUAAAAGAUAGGCAAGAGGUGUGUGUGGUACAUGGGACUGGCCCCAAACAAUGGCAUCCACAUUUGAGGUGGGCUAGAAGAUUUAAAUUAAGUAUUCACUUCCUCUUUGGCAUAAUGAGACCUGGAUCCCUGUGCUCUAGCUUUUUAUAAAAACUUGUGAUUGCCUCUCGGAGCACUGGUAACCUAGGAAAGAAUUUGUGAGGAGCUUUCUUUACGUGAAGUUGGAGUGAAGGUAAGGGAAUAGCUGAACAUGGUACCAUUACCCAUGGAAAUGGAACACUUUGAAAUAUAUAUAAACAUUUAGGUGGAAAAAAGUAUUUCCCUGCCUAAACCACCAAAAUUUAGAGUGAUCCUGAAGGUAAAAGAGUUUCAAAUGCGGGGAGCCUCAGACAAAACUUGAAAAUUUAUUUGUACCAUUUUUCUCUCUUGAUACACACACACACACACACACACACACGUACGUAUGUACAUAUGUACCGUUGACACUUGAACAAUACAGGAGUUAGGUUGCCAACACCCCCCCCCCCCCCGUUCCCUGAACACAGUUGGAAAUCUCAGUAUAACUUUAAAAAACAAUUUUUUUAAUGUUUAUUUAUUAUUGAGAGACAGAGCAUGAGCAUGGGAAGGGCAAAGAGAGGAGGAGACACAGAAUCUGAAGCAGGUUCCAGGCUCUGAGCUGUCAGCACAGAGCCCGACGCGGGGCUCGAACUCACAAACUGCGAGAUCAUAACCUGAGCCGAAGUUGGACGCUUAACCGACUGAGCCACCCAGCUCUAGGUUGGAAUUUGCCCUUGACAGAUAACAACAUGAUGAGUGAUGCAAGUGACAUGCUGGCUGCGGCGCUGGAGCAGAUGGACGGGAUUAUAGCAGGUUCUAAGGCCUUGGAAUAUUCCAAUGGAAUUUUUGAUUGCCAGUCUCCCACCUCCCCGUUCAUGGGAAGCCUGCGAGCUCUGCACCUUGUAGAAGACCUGCGUGGGUUGUUAGAGAUGAUGGACACAGAUGAGAAGGAAGGUUUGAGGUGCCAGAUCCCAGAUUCAACAGCGGAAACACUCGUCGAAUGGCUUCAGAGUCAAAUGACAAAUGGACACCUGCCUGGGAAUGGAGAGGUGUAUCAAGAAAGGCUAGCCCGUUUAGAAAAUGAUAAAGAAUCUCUCGUUCUUCAGGUAAGUGUGUUAACAGACCAGGUAGAGGCUCAGGGAGAGAAGAUUCGAGAUUUGGAGUUUUGUCUUGAAGAGCACAGGGAGAAGCUGAACGCCACAGAAGAAAUGCUGCAGCAGGAGCUUCUGAGUAGGACAUCCUUAGAGACUCAGAAGUUGGAUCUGAUGGCUGAAAUCUCUAACUUGAAGCUAAAACUGACGGCUGUAGAGAAGGACAGAUUGGACUAUGAAGACAGGUUCAGAGACACAGAGGGGCUAAUGCAAGAGAUCAAUGAUUUGAGGUUAAGAGUCAGUGAAAUGGACAAUGAAAGACUUCAGUAUGAAAAAAAGCUGAAAUCAACCAAAGACGAACUGGCAUCUUUAAAAGAACAGCUAGAAGAGAAGGAGUCUGAAGUAAAAAGGCUACAAGAAAAAUUGGUGUGCAAGAUGAAAGGAGAAGGGAUGGAAAUUCUUGAUCGAGAUAUUGAAGUACAAAAAAUGAAAAAGGCUGUGGAGUCUUUGAUGGCAGCAAAUGAAGAAAAGGAUCGGAAAAUAGAAGAUCUUCGCCAGUGCCUGAACAGGUACAAGAAAAUGCAAGAUACGGUGGUACUGGCCCAAGGUAAAAAAGGCCAAGAUAGCGACUUUGAAGAUCUGCUCACAUCCAGUUCCAUCUCCACUUUGCUGGAUGCACAAGGUUUUAGUGACCUGGAGAAAAGUCUGUCACCUACACCAGUAAUGGGAUCUCCCAGCCGUGACCCAUUUAACACAAGUGUUCCAGAAGAGUUCCACACCGGUAUCUUGCAAGUUUCGGUCCCUUCAUUAUUGCCAGCAUCUAAGGGCUUGGAAAUUUCCGAAAAAGCAAAAUUGCCUCAACCAGAGACUUCGUUUGAAGAGAAUGAUGGAAAAAUAAUCCUUGGUGCUGCUGUUGAAACCCAGCCUUCUGAUAGUCUUUCAACUUCGAGUCUGCAAAAGUCCAGCAGCCUGGGCAAUCUGAAGAAAGAGUCAUCAGAUGGGGAUACAGAGUCUGUCCAGAAGCCUUCAGAGGAUAAAACUCCGGCAGAAAGCAGCCCGUUUGGGAGCCUCCCUCCAAAAGCUCCAGGACAUGAUGCCUCCAUGGAUGACAACCCCUUUGGCACUCGAAAAGCCAGAUCUUCCUUUGGGCGUGGCUUUUUUAAAAUAAAAAGUAACAAGAGGACAGCAAGUGCCCCCAACUUGGCUGAAACAGAGAAGGAGACAGCUGAGCACCUAGAUCUUGCUGGUGUAUCUUCCCGGCCAAAAGAUGCGCCGGGAAGUAGUCCCUUCCAGAUAUCUCCGCCAUCGCCAGAUUCCAAAAAGAAAUCCAGAGGUAUCAUGAAACUCUUUGGAAAACUUAGGAGAAGUCAGUCAACUACAUUCAAUCCAGAUGACAUGUCUGAGCCUGAAUUCAAAAGAGGAGGAACAAGGGCAACCGCAGGGCCGCGACUGGGUUGGUCUCGAGAUUUGGGACAGUCUAACAGUGACUUGGACAUGCCAUUUGCCAAAUGGACCAAGGAACAAGUUUGCAAUUGGCUUGUGGAACAAGGCUUGGGGUCCUACCUGAAUUCUGGAAAGCAUUGGAUUGCAUCUGGCCAAACACUUUUGCAGGCUUCUCAACAAGAUCUAGAGAAGGAACUUGGAAUUAAGCAUUCACUUCAUCGAAAGAAACUCCAGCUGGCACUGCAAGCCCUGGGAUCCGAAGAAGAAACCAAUCACGGAAAGCUGGAUUUCAACUGGGUCACUCGAUGGUUGGAUGAUAUUGGUCUCCCCCAGUACAAGACGCAGUUUGACGAAGGACGAGUAGAUGGUCGAAUGCUCCAUUACAUGACUGUUGAUGACUUACUGUCUUUGAAGGUUGUGAGUGUGCUGCACCAUCUCAGUAUCAAAAGGGCUAUUCAGGUCCUGAGGAUCAAUAACUUUGAACCAAACUGUCUGCGGAGGCGGCCAUCUGAUGAGAAUAGCAUCACCCCGUCAGAGGUUCAGCAGUGGACCAACCAUCGUGUGAUGGAGUGGCUGCGCUCCGUGGACUUGGCAGAAUAUGCCCCCAAUCUCAGAGGCAGUGGUGUUCAUGGUGGGCUCAUGGUUCUAGAACCUCGUUUUAAUGUAGAAACAAUGGCUCAGUUAUUGAAUAUCCCACCAAGUAAGACCCUCUUGCGAAGACAUUUGGCCACUCAUUUCAACCUUCUGAUUGGUGCUGAGGCCCAGCACCAAAAGCGUGAUGCCAUGGAGUUACCAGAUUAUGUACUUCUAACAGCCACUGCCAAAGUGAAGCCAAAGAAACUGACCUUCAGCAAUUUUGGGAAUCUGAGAAAGAAGAAACAGGAAGAUGGGGAAGAAUAUGUUUGCCCAAUGGAAUUGGGACAGGCAUCAGGAACUACAUGCAAGAAAGGAUUUAAACCUGGUUUGGACAUGCGCCUGUAUGAUGAAGAUGAGUUAGACCGGUUAGAGCAGAUGGAAGAUUCAGAAGGGACAGUGAGACAGAUAGGUGCGUUCUCUGAAGGCAUCAACAAUCUAACGCACAUGUUAAAGGAGGACGACAUGUUCAGAGACUUCGCCGCCCGUUCCCCCAGUGCCAGCAUCACCGACGAGGACUCCAACGUUUAAACCACGGCCCUCAAAUGAGCAUCAGCAGCCCCUCGCCUUUUCUCCACCUUCUUUCUCAAACACUCACAGAACACAAAGCAAGCAGCAGAUUGUUUACUGUCUAUUAUUCCAACUUCUCAUGUGGAGGUGGAAACCGAAAGCAGGGGGUAUGUGCCCGUUCUGAAGAUGCCACGAAAAAGGAGACACUGGUGAAUGAGACGAUAAUCGUUUUUCUUCUAUUUAAUGUACAAAUCUGUGAUAUAUUAUAUUUAAAGUAUUGCAUUUAAUAUGAGUGUUUUACCGUCGUGUUGCCAUUCCCCUUCACGGUAUGCAGGAUGUGGGAAGCAGGAAGCAGUCUGUGAAUGACUCUGUCACGUCUGCGUCCGUCCGUGUGACAGCACCACAGCCAUCAAAGCAGAGCAUCGUCUGCUUCCAAAAUCAAUAGGUGGAAUUUCUUUAAGCAUUCAGUGUGCCCGCUAAGUGCCAGCCACACCUCCCCUUGCCUCCCGUGGUCCUUUUUUAUAUAUUUUUUAAAAUAUGUGUACAUAUUUAGUACAUAGAAAAUAGAACUUUUAUCUUGUGACAUAAGGCAGAUGGUGAAAAGCAAACACAGCGAUCAGAAUUUUCAUGGACCAGCUGGUUUCAUGGAAAGGUUGGGAUGAUCUUUCCUUCUCCACAACUGAAUUGUAAUGCUGUUGAUCAUUCCAACCAAAUUAGUGUAUCUGAAAUACCCCUCCCUUGAUGAUACAUCACAAAAUUGUCGAAGAGUUAAGAAGUUCAACCUUAAUCUUGGAUCCUUUUACCUCCAAAGGAAGAACUCAAGAGACAUUUAAAUACUCUUAACUUGAAUGCAUUCUGGAGUUCCCCCAAAAUGUAGACAUAGAAAUGAUUUCUGAAGAAACCAAAACAAAACGAAAACCUUUACAGUAUUAAAGCUUCUUAUUUUCCUCUUUGCUAAAUAGUUCAUUACAUCAAAACACUAACUGUCUACCUUAUGUUAUUGAACGUACAUUUCUCAGGCUAUCAAUGAAUGAGAUUUUUUUUUUAAGAAGCUGAAUAUUUGGACAUUUUGUCCCAGGGUUCAAUAAGUCUGAGGCUACAACAUGAGUUUUAUAAUGGCUGUAUUGCGGUAUGAAAAUGUAGUUCAUGAUUGUUGAUCGCACAGGGCCCAAAUAUCAUUUAUCAAGAAAUGACUGUCUAUCACUUUUUAAGGGGUAUUAGAAAAAUUAUUCUAUGUUUUAUUCACUACUACAUCACUUCUCCUAAUAGCCAACCUGGGAAAGACAGGUUUUCACAAACUGGCACGGGGGGAGCAGUUCCAUAUACGCCAGUGGACGUGCUUAUAAAUUCUGUUUGAAUGUCGGUUGUGUGAUCUCGCAAGCUAUUAGCAAGUUAUCAAGCUUUUCAACAAGGGCCUGUCGAACUAAAUUGCUGUUUAUUCAUUACUAAAAUGAUUUGAUGCUAAUAAUAAUCUUUUGCUCCCCACUAGUCGUUUGGUAACUGUAUUGGACUCCUUACAUAUUAGUGUUUUAUUUUAAUGCAAACAUCUGUCACCAUUUGAAAAACAGUUUCUUAUCCAAACCUGGUUAACACAAUACCAGGAGACUGUUAUAGAUGCCAAAUAUUCUUUAUUCAGGACAGUGUAACAUAACUGAUGAUAUGUGAUAAAGUUCAGAUUUUUUUGACGAUAUAUAUUUUAUUUACAAAAUGUUGUACACUGCUGGUAUUACCAUAUGAAAAGAAAUAAAGUCAAUUGAUGAUUGCCUCA
This is a messenger RNA of Acinonyx jubatus (cheetah), 8245 nucleotides long. It is a transcript of the gene PPFIBP1, whose product is annotated as PPFIA binding protein 1. Bases 3550 to 6498 code for a protein of 982 amino acids. The record is from RefSeq and is a predicted model, not a curated record. Gene Ontology annotation, cellular component: presynaptic active zone. Gene Ontology annotation, molecular function: protein binding. Gene Ontology annotation, biological process: neuromuscular junction development. The transcript is spliced from 27 exons. NCBI's taxonomy places the organism in Eukaryota, Metazoa, Chordata, Mammalia, Carnivora, Felidae.